CAGUUCAACAAUAUGAAAUUAUCUACCGUACCAACUCUUCGUGGACUGUACAAUACUUUCCUCAUACCAGCUGUAUUCUUGAUGCUUGGCUCAAUCCCCACAGCAGUGUUUCUUUUUGUUAAAGGCGUUCAAGAGCGCUUAGCAUUGAAUAUUGGACUGAUAGUACUUGCUGUAAGUUUUACAUAAUGCAACUUCUCUACAGCAUUAUCUUGCACAAAACACUAAAUGUCCUACAAGGAGACUAUUCGUAUG
Molecule: messenger RNA, 252 nt
Organism: Trichobilharzia regenti
Lineage: Eukaryota; Metazoa; Platyhelminthes; Trematoda; Strigeidida; Schistosomatidae
Source: the annotation of a GenBank genome assembly